GUAGGCUACUAAGCCUCGACCACAAUCCCCGUUUCCGUUAGUCUUUCCACCGAAUAUGGAUAUCUCAGUUGACGCGGCAAUUGUGGUUGUUGGUGUGGUGACGACGCAUACACCAGAAAGAACAAAUCGAUUGUUUCCGAUGAUUACACCACGUCAUUUGUUAUAAUAACGAAUAGCCCAGGGUAUUCUAGGGUAUUGCAUCACCCUCUAUAUUUUCACCAAAUUCAUGUUAGUGUUGUUGUUCAUGUUGCUGAAAAAUGGCUGACAGCAAUGGGAGAUGAGUUCUGGAGUUAGUAAACAAAGCUGGUAACAGUGUUUGUGCUGACUGUAAUUGUCAAGGCCAGUUUGAAAUAACCAGUUUCAACCACUGAAACAACUUCCUGACUACUAUUUUUUAAUGCAGUGGCAGAAUGUGCAUCUUUCAAUAUUGGAGUAUUUCUUUACGUUCAGUUGCUGGGAUCCAUCGUACCUUGGGAACCCAUAUAUCCAAGAUAAAGCACCUGAGAUUAGACAAAUGGGAAGAAUCCCAAAUAAAACAUUUAGAAGAAGUGGUAAAUAUUGUUGCCAAAAGGAAAUAUGAGGAACAGUACCGGUGUGUUACAGACCUUCAGAAAAUGAUCCACAGAUUCUUAGAGAACAAUGGAUUAGGGCCAAAUACCAAAGGGAAGAAUUUAUUCAUGCCGAAAAAUAGCGAUGUACUCGCGGAACUAUGGAAGGUUUUCUAUUCAAACAAAGUAAAGUUGAUCAUUCAUGCAAGCAAAGGCGGUUCGUCUUCUCGGAGCGAGAAAAUACCCUCAAAUACUACGUCUCCAAUAUAA
Daphnia carinata is the source of this 818-nucleotide messenger RNA. RefSeq lists its product as uncharacterized. The coding region runs from base 411 to 818 and encodes 135 amino acids. The record is from RefSeq and is a predicted model, not a curated record. The transcript is spliced from 3 exons. Lineage: Eukaryota; Metazoa; Arthropoda; Branchiopoda; Diplostraca; Daphniidae. Gene Ontology annotation, molecular function: GTPase activator activity.